GGAGCCGCUCCAACGGGUCUGAAAUCUUACGAGUCACGACUCACGCAUACCCCUUAGACCCGGCGUGCCCAACGUUCAUUUUUCAACUGAAUCGCUCACAAUGAGCGAUUCACAGUCCGUUUCCUUCUCCGACUCCCCCCAUAACCGCCAAACCUCCAAUAACAAUCCCACGAUCCCAAUCGAGAUCGUAAGCGAAGAAGAAAUGGCUCUCCUUGAAGCAGCUUUGGCGGCUACUCGGUCUUCUUUUUCUUCCUCUGAUAUUCCUUCAAUUUGUUCUCCCUCUCCAUCCUCUCAGUUCCAGAUGAAUGCCAGGUGUGUCAGCUCCAUUACUCUCCUUUCUAAGAGGGGAUUGUCGUGUUGCUCACGACCGGAUAUUGAGGAUUUCGGUGGUACCCAGAAGAGGAACCGAGUGCCUGAGUCGUUGCUGCAACGGUUCAGAAAGAAUAGAGCAUUGUCUGUCACCGAUUUCACCAACACAGAAUGGUGUGAAAAACAGACGGAGUUCAGUCUCCUCUUUGGCAAACGGAAAGUCAACAAAGCUAUGAAAGCAGGUAGUGUUCGCCACGCAAAACUAGAAGAAGAGAUUGUUAAAAAAGUUAAAGUUCGAGUUAAAUCUGCCGAAGAUAUUUGGGCUCUGAAGUUUUUGAAUUUCAUAACUGGUGCCAAUCAAUUACAGUUCGAAGGACUAACGCGUGAGCUUCCUCUAAUAGGCUUUGUGGAAGGUGUGUGGCUGGUUGGAGUGAUGGACGAAAUCCGACUGCCUCUAUCAGAGACAAAUAGAUGUCCUGUUCUCGUGGACACAAAAACUCGUGUUCGAGAUACACUUCCCGCUGAACCACAAAGAAGGAAUGGAAGGCUUCAGUUAAUGUGCUACAAGUAUUUGUGGGACAGUUUGGUUGCUGAAAAAUUUUCGUCCAGACAGUUUUUCGAGUUCUUUUCCUUGGAUCCUUAUUAUUUAUUAUGUGAAGAAAUUCAUUUGAGCACCGUAAGCUCAGGAUUUCCUGCAAAGACCCUCAACGACGUAGUCAGAUUCUUUAGAAACACAUGCAGCAUGUUUCUCCCUGCUCAUGAGCAGCUGUUGUUGAGAUACGAGCUGCAAAAGGAUAAUUCAGUGCUUGCCGAGGAUCAUUUCACUUAUGAUCCUGAUUGGCUCAAGAGUCAGUUACAGCGCUGUCUGGAGUUCUGGCUGGGAGAGCGAGAAGCUAGUUUCGUUCCUGAGGAAGAGCAGUGGAAAUGUCAUUAUUGUCAAUUUGCCUAUAUGUGCCCCGCAACCUCAAAGCCUGAUAGCAUGCCAAGUCCAGAAAAGACGAACACUGAUGGCACUCCAAGCUAAGCAAUAUACUUUAACUUUUUUUAUUGCUUGUUCUUUCAUUGGCUCCCUCGGUCUGAGCUAGCAAACCUCUGCAGACGAGCAAAAAAAUUUCUUCAAGCUUCUUCGCACUACUAUGUUUGCUUCCCUGAAGAUAUAUUAUUGUAUCUUUCCUCCUGUAUGUGCAGCAGUAAUUUGUCAUAUCUGUAUAGAAAUCCAUCUGUUGUAGGCAUUGUCCGGACAGAACUAUCCCUGUCUGGACAGCAUAUACCAGACAGCAGUUCUGCUGCAUAAUUGAGCCAAAACCUCCACACUUUAUCAUUUAUCUCAGCUUUCAUUGUCGGCUUUAUAUCCUGUAAAUUUUCUGCAAAUGUGGCAAUGAAUACUGUAAAAAGAUAAUCAGUGAUAUUACAUGUUUGUUGGCUCCCCUUUUAA
Molecule: messenger RNA, 1744 nt
Organism: Tripterygium wilfordii
Lineage: Eukaryota; Viridiplantae; Streptophyta; Magnoliopsida; Celastrales; Celastraceae
Product: exonuclease V, chloroplastic-like
Exons: 7
Coding region: 101-1333 (410 amino acids)
Biological process (GO): interstrand cross-link repair
Cellular component (GO): nucleus
Molecular function (GO): single-stranded DNA 5'-3' DNA exonuclease activity
Source: RefSeq, a predicted model, not a curated record